AACUUGUAUCUAAGGCCCCUCCCACUGAAAAACUUCAGUUUGCCCCAUUUUCCCUUCCAGAAACUGCAUCCCAGCCUUCUUGCAGAAAAUGGUCUGGAGAGUCCCUUCAGUCUUGAAUCUGUAGUCCUCAAACUCACCUGGGACAUGGCUGCAACCACAUGUUGGUGGUGGUGUUAGGUGCCAUUGAGUUGGUUCCAACUCAGAGACCCCAUGUACAACAGAACAAAACACUGCCUGGUCCUGCAUCAUCCUCACAAUCGUUACGCUUGAGCCCAUUGUUGCAGCCACUGUGUCAGUCCAUCUUGUUGAGGGUCUUCCUAUUUUCACUGGUCCUCUACUUUACAAAGCAUCAUGUCCUUCUCCAGGGACUGGUCCCUCCUGAUAACGCCUCCAGAGUAUGUGAGUCUCACCAUCCUUGCUUCUAAGGAGCAUUCUGGUUGUACUUCUUCCAAGACAAAUUUGUUCGUUCUUUUGGCAGUCUGUAGUAUAUUCAGUAUUCUUUGCCAACACCAUAAUUCAAAGAACCACGUGGUCCCCAAAAUAUCCACCUUGGGUCACCCCCUGGUCCCUGCCCCCAUCCCAUGUCUCUGCCCUCUUGGUCCGUGCCUACCUGAGGUCAGGGCUGGUUCUGACAUUCCAGGGCACUGAUUUUCUGCAUUUUUGUCACCGGUGAAGAGAUUGGCCAGGUUAUUGGUCUCCCUCACCCAUCUCCAAACCAGUUUUGGGAGCUGAGCUAUACAGGCUCCCUGCAGGGUCAGCUGGAACUUAAGAGUCCUGCCGUGGUCUAAACCAGUCGACCCCAGUUUUCUGACAUUGGGCCUCUGUGCUCAGCCCCUUGGGGAGAGAUGGAGCCAGACACAGACUGAGCUCAGUGGGGUCAAGACUGGGCUGGAAGAGGGACAGGCUGGGGGCAGGGCACAGAGGGGAGUGGGCACUGCUGGAGGAGCCAGGAAGGCUGGGGGGCAGUCAAUCUGAGUCGAUCUUAAUGGCAAACACAACAUCAGAAAAAACAAACCAAACCCAUUGCCAUCAAUUCCAACUCACGGUGACCCCAUGUGUUACAGGGUAGGACUGUUCCAUAGCAUUUUCUUGGCUGUAAUCUUUAUGGAAAGGAGAGCUGGUGGUGCAUUGGUUAAAGUGCUGAGCUGCUAACUGAAAUGCUGACGGUUCGAAUCCACCCAGAGGAUCCUUAGGAGAUAGACCAGGUGAUCUGCUGCCAUAAAGAUUGUUGUUGUUGUUGUUGUCAGGUGUUGUCGAGUUAGUUCCAACUCAUAGCAACCCUAUGUACAGUAAAACCCGUGAAAGCUGGAACCUGUAUAAGGUGGAAACCUUUCAUAGAAGGAAAACUCAAAUAUUUUCCAUGAAUACUGAGCAAUAGAAAAGCGGUAAGACUGCACCGUGUCAAAGGUGGAAGACUUGGGAGAUCCAGAAAAACAAGGCAGUCCCAUCAAGUGGUGGCUCUCACAGGUUUCGAUGUAUAACAAAACAAAACAUUGCUCGGUCCUGUGUCAUUCUCACAAUUGUAAGCUCAUAAAGAUCACAGCCUAGAAAACCCUAUGGGGCAGUUCUACUCUGUCACAUGGAGUCACUAUGAGUCGAAAUCAACCCGAUGGCACCUAACAACAAUCUUUAUGGAUUGGUUCAAACUGCCAACCUUUAGGUUAGUAAAUCUUGCCAUCAAGUCAAUUCCAAUUCAUAGGGCCCCUAUAGGACAGAGUAGGACUGCCCCAUAAGGUUUCCAAGGAGCAGCUGGUAGAGUCAAGCUGCCAGCCUUUUGGUUAGCAGCCAAAUUGUUAACCACUGUACCACCAGUACUCCUUUAGGUUAGUAGUCAAGCACAAACUAUUUGCUCCACCCUAACCAAAAAAACACAAACCCAUUACCAUCGAGUCAGUUCUGACUCACAGCGACCCUAUACCAGGGACCUCUAAACACAGCACAGUGAUCUAAGCUUUGUUGGGGGACUCCCAGGUAGAGGACACCUCCCCAGCUGGAGGGUGGGGAAGGAAGUAUCAAAAAAAGACCGCCCACCAGAACUUCCUGCAGGAUUGGCACCUCCUCCCUUCUGCACCUGCCUGGGGAUGCUGCGUAUGGCUGGGGGGAAAAAAAAACAGGGCUGCAAACUGGGUCACAGCAGCCCUUUGACUGGUCAGUCAUUACAGGAAAGUACUGAAUUUCCCUGGUCCUUUCCAUCUCUGAUUUUUUCCACUCCACUGCCCAACCUCCAAGGUCCCUGGGUGGCGCAAACGGUUUGGGCUAGUCUACUAACCAAAAGAUUGGCAGGUUCGAACCUACUCAUUGGAGCCGUGGAAGAAAGACUUGGCAAUCUGCUUCUGUAAAGAUUUCAGCAAACACACACACACACACACACACACGGAGCAGUUCUACUCCGUAACACAUGGGGUUGCCAUGAGUCAGAAUCGACUUGAUGGCAACAGGUUUCAUUUUUGUUUUUUUGGCCAGCCACCACUAUGUGCUUCCCUUUUUGCAAGACACUGAUGUGGGGACAGGCUGGGGGGGAUGUGAACCUCCAAUCUCAUCAGCUGGUCAUUUCCUAGGUGCUGAAGAAGAAUUGUUGUAGUUGUGUGCCGUUUAGUCGAUUCUGACUCACAGCCACCCUAUAGGACAGAGUAGAACUGAUCCAUAGGGUUUUCUAGGCUAUAAUCUUUGUAGGAGCAGAUUGCCAAGUCUUUGUCCCAAGAGGAUCAGCUGGUGGGUUCAAACCGCCAACCUCUCGGUUAGCAGCUGAGUGCUUAACCGUUGCACCACCAGGGUCCCUUACAAGGAAUUAAGGGCUUUCCAUCUCCUUUCUCGGCACUUGAACUCAUUCACCAUGAUGACUGCCCCCCAGUCAGGCAUUUUGGGGUAGAGUUGCACUACCCUGGCCAGCACCCCAUUUGCAGGAAGUAAGAGCUUCCGGGCAGGAUGAGAGAUGAGGCUUGGGCAGUGGGUUUGACAGCUAUUCUAACGGGCAGCACCUCACAUCUAGGUUACAGACACCAUAGGCUGUAAACCUCAGUCACCUUGACCCUGCCUGCUUCCCAGCCCCACAUCCUGUUGACUGUUUUGCACUAUUUCUCAAAUCCGGCCCCUCCUCUCCCUUCCUUGGUCCCUGUCCCUGCUGAGACCUUACCCCACCCACCCCACCCUCCUCAGAGUGAUUGCACCAGCCUCCCCUCCACACACGCACCUCUUGGCCCUGCAUCGAAAUGAUCUUCGUUUUUCCAAUCAAUAAUGAGUUUGGUUUUUUUGGGGGGGGGGGAGUGGGGGGGUGGGAGGUGAUGGUUUAGUAUUGAUUUUUUAAACUUUUAUUGUGGUAAAAAAAAUACAUAAAACAUUUGCCCACUCAACAUUUUUCGAAUGUACAAUUCAGCAACAUCGAUUACAUUCAUCGUUUUGUGAAUUACACGUUUCUAACUGAAGAAAUGAUUGUGGUAGUGUCAUUAGCUGGUGGUGUUGUCAUUAGUUGCACCGUGAGUCAAGUUGCUAAUUCGACUCAUGGUGACUCCAGGUGUCAGAGUAGAACUGCAUUCCAUAGGGUUUCCAAGGCUGUGACCUUUUGGAAGCAGAUCGCCAGGCCUUUCUUCUGAGGCAACUCUGGGAGGGUUUGAACUACCAGCGUUUCAGUUAGCGGUCCGGUGCUUUAUCGUUUCUGCCACCCAGGGACGCAAAUAAAUGGGUGAUAGAAAAAAAAUAUUAUUUCAGGUAGCACAAAAGUGCAAAAAGUCAGUCUUUUCCGCACUUGAAAAUUCCUGUGCUCCUCCCCAGUUUGUGUCUCCUUCUAUAAUGAUGUUCUCUGCAUACAAACACGUGCAAACACACACAUACGUACGUCCAUCUUGUUUUAAACAGGUGGAAAUACAGUACCCACGAAGUCUAUGCUUGCCUACCCGUUGCUGUCUAGUCGAUUCCGACUCAUGGCGACCCCAUGUGUAUCAGAGUAGAACUGUGCUCCAUAGGACUUCCUUGGUUGUAAAAUUUACGGAAGCCAAUCGCAGGCCCUUCUUCCUCAGUGCCACCAGGUGGGUUCAAACUGCCAACCUUUAGGUUAGUAGUCCAAUGCAAACUGUUUGUAUGAUCCAGGGACCUUGUGCUUGCCUAGAUCUCAGCAAACACCCCUUGAAUGGUUGAACAGUGUAUUACAGAGAUCCGAGAUCCAAAAACUAUUUACUGUCACCAGUCCUCCAAACGACAGCCAGUCUGCAUGAUCAGGUGGGUGUACCUCCCCCUGCUAAAAACUUAUCAAGGGUUAAAAUAGGAACCACACUCCACUCUCCAUGGCCCAUAGGCCCAGCACGACCAGCCCUUCCUCCCAGUCCCUUUCUGACCCCCACCCCUCCACCCUGGUCCAGCAGUGCACUGGCCUCCUCGCCGGUCCUUGAAACAGACAAACUUGUGCCUCUGCACCCCAGGACCUUUGCACCAGCUAUCUGCUCUUCCUGGAAAGCUUUGCCAUCCUGACCUUUCCAUUGGUUCACACCAGACCAUCAGGGACAGCUCAGCUAUCGCCUUCUAGAGAGGUGUCCCUGAACAUCACUAUUGUGUCCUGAUUUUUUCUUCAUAGCACUUAAUACAACCUAAAAUCGUUUGUAUUUGUUUAUUUUCUUCACUGCGUCUUUAUUAUCUUUUUCCCACUUUUAAAUGUGAGCGUCCCUCAGGGCAAGUAAUGUCUGAUCGUGUUCACUGCUGGGUCCCCAACGCCUAGAACAGUGUCUAGCACAUGGUAGGCGCUCAAGAAAGAGAAUUCGGAGGAGUGAUUCAUUCUACACCUGUACACACAGGGGCUCAGCAUCCCUCACCCUCAAAAGCACAUCUCUCCGCCCUGAGGUUACAUCCGUUUAUUAAGCGAAGCAUGGACGUUUAGCUUGUUUCCCGCCCUCGACUAUUUCAACGGACCCAUUCCAGCUUCAGAAUUAGGUGCAUUUAAAAUUUUGACGACGGUUGCCAAUUUCCCUCCAAAGAGGCGGCCCCAACUAACAUGACCGCUACAGGAAGAAAGCCACUGUUUAUCGCCUUUCCAGGGCUGGUGACGGAAAGGGAUGAAGGUGCCCAUUUUGCAGACAGGACCCUAAGGUCUGGCUCUCUGCACACGGACUCUGGACGAUGCUCCCGGUAACUGCAGGUCUACAGCAGCUUCUACGGUGAGCUACAGCACCACCCAAGCCUCAGGCCCCGCCUCCUCACGGAGUGCCUAACAGCGGCCCCGCCACCACUCUCGCGAGAGCUGGGAGGUGAAAGAUGGCGCCGACGUGAGCGCGCGCCCGCGCAGCCGACGGAGUCGCUGCAGCCUCAGCCGGAGCCGCCUUCGCCACGGGAGCAAGAGGUCGAGCCGGAUCAGUGAUGAGCCUUGCUCCAGCGAGACGGACAAGGAGGUGUUGUCCCCAGUUAUGGCCACCGCGGCCACCUCCUCCAUGGGGGAGGAGCCAGGCCCUGACCGGUCAGCCACACCCCCCGUGUGGGGACUUGGAGGUCCUGGGGGAGCCCAGCAGGGUGGCCCUUCGGCCUCAGAUAGCAGCCAGUCCAUCGCUGGACCCAGCCCUGGCACCAUCUCUGGGACCAGUGAGGACCUGCGGCCUCCCAGACGACGCCUGCCACCAGGGAAGCAGGUCCCCUGCUCCAGUCCUGGCUGCUUCCUCAGUUUCCCCAGCGUGCGGGAUCUGGCACAGCAUCUUCGUACCCAGUGCCCACCUACACAGUCCUUGGGAGGCAAGCUGUUUCGCUGCUCGGCCCUGAGCUGCACUGAGACCUUCCCCAGCAUGCAGGAGUUGAUGGCGCACAGCAAGCUGCAUUACAAGCCCAACCGCUAUUUCAAGUGUGAGAACUGCCUCCUGCGCUUCCGCACGCACCGCUCGCUCUUCAAGCAUCUGCAUGUUUGCGCCGAGCAUGCGCAGAGCCCAGCCCCGCCGCCGCCCCCUGCCCUCGACAAGGAGCCGCCGGUGCCCGAGCGCCCCCCGGAGGCCGACUCUGCGUUCGCGCCGGGAGUGCAAUUCCCCUUGCUCGAACCCUUCACGACCCCCGCCCCGACCCCCACCGGGCCCUUCCUGCCCUACUUGAAUCCCGCGCCCUUUGGCCUGAGUCCCCCACGCCUGCGCCCCUUCCUGGCCGCCGCCCCCGGGCCGCCAGCGUCUAGCGCUGCGGUCUGGAAAAAGAGCCAAGGUGCUGGCGGCAGUCCCCGGAGACCCCAGGGCGGCGCCGACGCGCCCUCAGGGCACGCGGCCCCGAGCCGCAUCGUGUGGGAGCACACGCGCGGCCGCUACUCAUGCAUGCAGUGCGCCUUCUCCACGGCCUCGCGGCCCGCCAUGACGCUGCACCUGGAGGACCACCGCCCCGCCGGCCCCGUGGCCUCCGCGCCCGGGCCGCCCCGCCCCGACGGCCCGGCGGGUAAGGCCGGGGACCGCACGCGUGGGCCGGAGGCACGGACCGAGGCUCAGGCUCCCCCUACUCUGCCCACCCCAGACCCGGCCCUACUAGCACCCAAGGUGUCGCCGCCGCCGCCAUCUGAGGGAGAAUGCCAGGUUUUCUUGCCGCUCUGAACCCGACCGCAUUGGGGGAGGGGAGCCAUGGGUAGUUUUGUAAUGGGAGGACAAUAAAGGAACCGCCAUGAGCCGGCACGUGUCUAGGCCCCUUACCCCUCUGGUCCCAGUAAGCCAGUCUAGCCGUCCUGGGCGUUCAUAUUCUUGGGACAGAGCACCUCAAGGGGGUGUGGUGAGCACAGGAUGGCACAGCCCACUCAGGUCCCAUCGCCCAGUCACCUCAACCCUGCGACCCAGGCCUUCAUCCACUGCCACCUCCACCAGUGUACUCAGGGAGGCCGGUGCCUUCUGUCCUGUCCCAACACUUCCAGAAAGCAGACGGGAUGGAAAUUUCCAGUUUUAAUGAAAAAGUCCCAGUAGUCAGGGGACAAGCUGGGAGGCUGCUCCUGAGAAACAACCAGGUGGCCUAUCAGGCCCUAGAUCCGGAGGCCAGUGCUGACUCAAAGAGGGAGAAUCCUUUGGUGGUGACAGGGUGGGUGCUGUCCUGGCAGGGCUGGGGCCCAGGACUGGGGGCUUCAGGCCUUCUCUUUCUCACUGUCCUCCCAGCCUUCUUCCUUGGCUGCCCCGCUUCUGCCUCUCUCCCUGCCCCAGCUCUGGGGAGGGGGUGGGGACAGGGCCAGCCCUGGGAGACUGGCUGCCCCCUCUCCUCUGUCUCCCCGCCAUGGGGACCUUUUCUCCUUUGUGGGAGGCCAGGCUGGGGUGCAGGGUGCCCUGCUUUCUCCAGGACCCAGCUAGCCAAGCCUCCUGGUCAGGACAGCCUGCCACGUUCACAACCACCUCUUGGGGGCUGGUUUCUCCUGCGUCUUGCUCGCUCCCACCCCCUUCUCUCCCUCCCCUGGCACCCACAGCAUGCCUCAUUCCCCCAUUCUGAAGGCCACUGGAAACAGCUUUCUUCUGCAAAAAAAAAAAUUCAGCAGUGCCCCUCCCUGGCCAGCCCCCUUCAAUGGUGUCCCAGCCCUCCAAAUGAAGAACCUGCUCUCAGAGUAGCCCACAAGGCUGUGUCUUGGACAUUCCCCCACCCAUCCCGGAACCACACUCACCAUCUCCCUACUUAUCCUCCUGGGUACGUAGACACCUGUGAGAGAGAACCUAGGGGCCUCCUUGGCCCUCCCUCAUCCCACUCCUUACCGCCUCUUCCCCCAGGCCUUCCUCCUCUUCCUGCCCAUCUUCCUUGUCGGAGUUGUCCUCGAUCACCUCUUCGUCCGUGGUGUCUGCAGCCAGCAAUGUACCAGUCACCCCUGGGCCAGGUCCCCAGCCUCCUCACUGCCUUGGCACCUGAUCCUUUUCCUCCCUCACCAUCCUCCCCCUCAUCCUCUUCCUCCCCCAGCAUUUCAACCUCGGGCUCAAGAGUCCGGCGCCUUGCAGUCACCAACUUCAGAGCCACCCAAGUAGACCAGCUGGGGCAGUAGCUCAAACACCUGCUUGUCGUAGCGCAGCUGCUGCAUCACCACAUAGUUGAACAGGUCCAGCCCCCACAGCCCCUUCAACUUCUCCUGCCAGGGAUGGAAUGGGGAUCCCGGCGCCCUUAGGCCCUGCCUUCAUGGACACAGGGCCCCUCCCAUCAGCCCCUGCCUCACCAGGGGCUUCAGGGUUGCCACAUCCUAGAUGUGGUAGCCGCUAGGUUCAGGUGGGUCAAGCUGGGGGUCCACUCUGCCAGCACGUCCAGGCCUCAGCUGAGGCAAUUGUUGCUCAGCUCCAACUGCGGGACAGCGGGCCAUUAGGGGACUCGGGGGGCUCUAAGGCUCCCUGAGCUCCCAGCUGUGACCUGGGGGAAGACUCCACCUCCCUGAACCCCACUUUCCUAGUCCUUGGAAUGAAUAGAUGUCAUGAUGCUCCACCCUUGGGGUCCUUGUGAGGAUUAAAAGGGGGACUGGGGGAGAGAGGGAGCUUGGGAGAAGACUGCUGAGUGAUUCUCAUCCCUCGAGUCUGGGACCCUCUCAAGAACUUGAGGGCAGGGCCAAGGGACGUUAUUUUACAGAGCUGAAAGCUAAAGCUAGGAGGGCUAAGCUGACUUUCUUGGUCAGUGUGACUCAGAUCCCGCACCAAGCCCAGGGGCUGGCCAAGUUAUCACUGCCCUUCCACAGAAGUAAGCCCAGCCAGAGAGGCCUGCAGGGCGCUCCCCACUCCCAUGGCCCGGGGAUGCCCUCCCAAAUAUGGCUCUAGCCCUGAAUUCUCCCUCACUUCAGGGACAGGGUGUUCCAGACCCCCAGCUCCUCUCCGGGUAUCAGGGUCCCCUGGCUCAUUGCCAUCGAGUUGAUUCUAACUCAUGGAGACCGUGUGGGUGACAGAGUAGAACUGUGCUCUGUAGGGUUUUCUUGGCUGUAAUCUUCAUGGAGGCAGAUUGCCAGCCUUUCUUCUGGGGCACCACUGGGUGAGUUUGAAGUGCCAACCUUUAGGCUAGUGGUGGUGGUGGUGUUAGGUGCCAUUGAGUAGGUUCCGACUCAGCGACCCCAUACACCACAGAAUGAAACACUGCCCAAUCCUGCGCCAUCCUCAUCAUCGUCGUUACGCUUGAGCUCAUUGUUGUGGCCACUGUGUCAGUCCGUCUCCUUCAGAGUCUUCCUCUUUUCCGCUAACCCUGUACUUCACCAAGCAUGAAGUCUUCCAGGGACUGAUUCUUCCUAACAACAUGUCCAAAGUAUGUAAGGUGCAGUUUUCACCACCCUUGCUUCUGAGGAGCAUUCUGGUUGUACUUCUUUCCAGACAGAUUUGUUCAUUCUUUUGGCAGUCCAUGGUAUAUUCAAUAUUCUUCGCCAACACCACGAUUCAAAGGCGUCAAUUCUUCGGUUAAUUCUUCUUCGUAGGUUGGUAGUUGAGAGCAAACCAUUUGCACCACUCAGCCCAGGGACCUGGUUCAUAAUGAUGUUAGGUGCUGUAGAAUCGCUUGUGACUCAUAGUGACCCCAGGCAAUAGAGUAGAACUGCACAUAGGACUUUACUGGCUGUAAUCUUUACGGAAGCAGAUCACCAGGUCUUUUCUCCCCUGAGGAGCCAGCUAGUGAGUUUGACCUGCUGACCUUUCAGUUAGCAGCCAAGUUCUUAACCGUCAUGUCACCAGGGCUCCUUUGGAACAUAAUGUUGUGUGCUGUCAAUUCCCAUCCUAUAGGACAGAGUAGAACUGCCCCAUAGGGUUUUCUUGGCUGUAAUCUUUACAGAAGAAGACGGCCAACUCCUUUCUACAAUAGAGAGGCUGGUGGGUUUGAACCGCCAAACUUGCGGCUAGCAGCUGAGUGAUUAACCUUUUCGACACCAGUGCUCUUGUGGUAUGUAAUAGGUGAUCAAGAAUUAAUUGCCGAAUG
Loxodonta africana (African savanna elephant) is the source of this 9831-nucleotide messenger RNA. RefSeq names its product zinc finger protein 414 (gene ZNF414). Bases 5388 to 6533 code for a protein of 381 amino acids. Lineage: Eukaryota; Metazoa; Chordata; Mammalia; Proboscidea; Elephantidae. The record is from RefSeq and is a predicted model, not a curated record. The transcript has 7 exons.